Molecule: messenger RNA, 867 nt
Organism: Penicillium mononematosum
Lineage: Eukaryota; Fungi; Ascomycota; Eurotiomycetes; Eurotiales; Aspergillaceae
Exons: 2
Coding region: 1-867 (288 amino acids)
Biological process (GO): ubiquinone biosynthetic process
Cellular component (GO): mitochondrial inner membrane
Molecular function (GO): 4-hydroxybenzoate polyprenyltransferase activity
Source: RefSeq, a predicted model, not a curated record
AUGACACGACGAAAUGAGAAGGAAGAAGCUCCACCACAGGGCAAAAUCCUGGACUCAUUUCCCUCCAGAAUAGCACCCUAUGCCGAGCUGAUGCGUAUCCAUCGACUGUUGGGGUUCUACCUUAAUACGUCCCCUUAUCUCGUGGGCGUUGCCUUUAGCGCAUCCAUUUCAUCCACGAAGAUCCCAAUCGCCGUUCUCUUUCACCGCGCCAUGCUUCUAUCCAUCUGGUCCAUAUUCCUUCGAAGCGGGGUGUCCCCGUCAAAUGCCCUCUUGCUCACCGUCGCUCUGUUCGCCUGCGGAGGCAGUGUUUUGGUAUUCCUUCCAUGGGCCUGCACUGUGGAUUGCCUCAUUAUCACAUUCUUCGCACUCUUAUACCCAUUUGGCAAGCGGUUUACCGACUAUCCUCAGAUUACCUUGAUGAACAUCGGAUGGGCCAUUCCGAUGGCAAUGCACAGCCUCGGGUUAGAUCCUCUCUCACAGAUAACACCGACUGUGUGCAUGUUCCUGUUUAUUGGAUCGGUCAUUAUCAUGAUCGAUGUAAUUUACUCGCGCCAGGAUACGGAGGAGGACUUGAAGGUCGGGGUGAAAAGCAUGGCGGUCCGGUUCAGGGACUCCAUUCAACUCCUGUCAUGUUCUCUCCUCUAUGCAUCCACUGGUUUCCUCGCGAUGGCAGGAGUUUUGACUGGGCUUGGUGUGUCAUUUUUCAUCGUCUCUGUUGGUGGUCAUUUCUGCGGAUUCUGGAUUCUCCUUAAAGCAACUCAGGUAGGGAAGUCGUCUGGAGUUGAAUCCUACGCCAAGUCCGCUUUCUUCCUUGCUACUUUGUUUUGGUUAUUCGGAUUUUUGAUUGAAUAUUGCCUGCGUAAUUAG